ACUCAUAUUCACCAGAACAAAUCCUCAUUGAUUUCAUUGUUUUAUUCAUUCAGAGAUUCUUGCUGCGUGCCAGCGAAAAGUCAAAUCCAAGUUACAUAAGACGUUCCAGCGUGUGUUUGAGGGAAUUGCUAAAGCAGGAAACAAAAGCCGUCUGAAUAAGAUGUUCACAGAGAUCUACAUCACAAAGGAAGGGACUGCAGAGGACAAUGCUGAACAUGAGGUCAGACAGAUUGAAACAGCAUCCUGGAAACCAGAGAGACCAGAAACAACAAUCACAUGUGAAGACAUAUUUAAAACCCCACCUGGAAGUGAGGAACCAAUCAGAACAGUUAUGACAAUGGGAGUGGCUGGCAUCAGGAAAACUGUCUUAACGCAGAAGUUCACUCUGGACUGGGCUGAAGACAAAGCCAAUCAGGACAUCCAGUUCACAUUUCCAUUCACCUUCAGAGAGCUGAAUGUGCUGAAAGAGAAAAAGUACAGCUUGGUAGAACUUGUUCAUCGCUUCUUUAGUGAAAUCAAAAAAGCAGGAAUCUGCAGUUUUGAAGAGUUCCCGGUUGUGUUCAUCUUUGACGGUCUGGAUGAGUGUCGACUUCCUCUGGACUUCCUCAACACUGAGAUCCUGACUGAUGUUACAGAGUCCACCUCAGUGGGUGUGCUGCUGACAAACCUCAUCAGGGGGAAACUGCUUCCCUCUGCUCGCCUCUGGAUAACCACACGACCUGCAGCAGCCAAUCAGAUCCCUCCUGGGUGUGUUGACAUGGUGACAGAGGUCAGAGGGUUCACUGACCCUCAGAAGGAGGAGUACUUCAGGAAGAGAUUCAGAGAUGAGGAGCAGGCCAGCAGAAUCAUCUCCCACAUCAAGACAUCACGAAGCCUCCACAUUAUGUGUCACAUCCCAGUCUUCUGCUGGAUCACUGCUACAGUUCUAAAGAAGGUGUUAAAGACCAGAGAGGGAGGAGAGCUGCCAAAAACUCUGACUGAGAUGUACACCCACUUCCUGGUGGUUCAGACCAAACGGAAGAACGUCAAGUAUGAUGGAGGAGCUGAGACAGAUUCACACUGGAGUCCAGACACCAGGAAGAUGAUUGAGUCUCUUGGAAAACUGGCUUUUGAGCAGCUGCAGAAAGGCAACCUGAUCUUCUAUGAAUCAGACCUGACAGAGUGUGGCAUCGAUAUCAGAGCAGCCUCAGUGUACUCAGGAGUGUUCACACAGAUCUUUAAAGAGGAGAGAGGACUGUACCAGGACAAGGUGUUCAGCUUCAUCCAUCUGAGUGUUCAAGAGUUUCUGGCUGCUCUUCAUGUCCAUCUGACAUUCACCAACUCUGGAGUCAACCUGCUGUCAGGAAAACAAACAACCUCCCGGCUGCCUAAAUUCUUCAGAAAACUAAAACAUCUACACCGGAGUGCUGCGGAUAAGGCCUUACAGAGUCCAAAUGGACACCUGGACUUGUUCCUCCGUUUCCUCCUCGGUCUUUCACUCGAGACCAAUCACAAUCUCCUGCGAGGCCUGCUAACAAAGACAGGAAGUAGCUCACAGACCAAUCAGGAAACUGUCAAGUAUAUCAAGAAGAAGAUCAAGAAGAAUCUGUCUGCAGAGAGAAGCAUCAAUCUGUUCCACUGUCUGAAUGAACUGAAUGAUCGUUCUCUAGUGGAGCAGAUCCAACACUCCCUGAGUUCAGGAAGUCUCUCCACAGAUAAACUGUCUCCUGCUCAGUGGUCAGCUCUGGUCUUCAUCUUACUGUCAUCAGAAGAAGAUCUGGACGUGUUUGACCUGAAGAAAUACCAUGCUUCAGACAAGGCUCUUCUGAGGCUGCUGCCAGUGGUCAAAGCCUCCAAAAAAGCUCUGUAAGUACAGCAAUAGUUA
Messenger RNA from Sander lucioperca (pikeperch), 1864 nucleotides. RefSeq names its product protein NLRC3-like. Lineage: Eukaryota; Metazoa; Chordata; Actinopteri; Perciformes; Percidae. Bases 161 to 1849 code for a protein of 562 amino acids. The transcript has a single exon. The record is from RefSeq and is a predicted model, not a curated record.